This is a messenger RNA of Physcomitrium patens, 1368 nucleotides long. RefSeq lists its product as uncharacterized. Gene Ontology annotation, molecular function: RNA binding. The record is from RefSeq and is a predicted model, not a curated record. Gene Ontology annotation, biological process: mRNA processing. Gene Ontology annotation, cellular component: cytoplasm; nucleus. Lineage: Eukaryota; Viridiplantae; Streptophyta; Bryopsida; Funariales; Funariaceae.
GAGGGGAAUUUCGGCGUCGCUCAUUCGAAGCUCGCCGCGGUGUGUGUGUGUUGCUUCCCUGUGCCUGUUGUGUUGGAAGAUUGCUCUCUUGCUUGCUGCGGAUUCUCCUUUACUCGGUGCUGCUUGCGAUGUUUUUUGAACAGCGCUUGUUACUACUGGACUGAGGAGGUUUUCGUUAUUUUUAUUUAUUUUUUGGACGGGAAUUGGAAUCUGCCGAGUGGUGUCGUCAACGCAGUUGGGCCAAGAUGAGCCUACAGGACAUUGAAGAGUUGAAGGCCAAUCUCUCGACGUAUAAAGAGCAGCUACAGCAAGUGAAGGAAUUGCUGGUGUUGGAUCCUAACAAUGGGGAGUAUCAGGAGAUGGAGAAAAGUUUGACUGAGGUCUUGGAGUUGACGUAUGAUCUGCUUAAUGAAGCUCAACAAGCCAAAGAAGAUGCAACGGCUUUGGAGCAGGAACAGGAACAAAUUGCGGCUACAAGCACGCAGAGGCCUCCCUUUCAUCUCUCAUCUACUCACACGCCGCUUCAGGGCGAAAGCUUUACACAAAAUGUUGCAGACAGACUUCGUGUUGGGACUAAAGUUCAAGCCAUGUGGAGUGGAGACGGACAAUGGUAUAAAGCCACAGUAGAAGCAGUUACUCCUGGGGGCUAUUUUGUUGUCUACGAUGAAUGGGGAAACAAAGAAGAGGUGAAUGCUUCAAAUGUAAGGGAAUUUAACAUUUCAGACAAUGAUGAGGAAGUUUUAGACAAAAUGCUCGAUGGAGCUGAGGCAGUUGACGAGGCAAGUGUGGAUCCAUUAUUGAGUGCUGAGCAACAAGCUAAUCUCACCAGGCUUGCCUUGAAGAGAAAGAUCGAAGAAGCCGCCAACGUGGAUGUUAUUUCUAAGGAUUUGCCCCCAAAGUUGCGGAUCAAACCUGAUGAUCCUGAAGAUGUGAAAGCAGCGAAGAAGAAAAAGAUACAUGCUUUUAAGUCGAAGGUCAGGCUUGAGCAGAUGGAGCUGACACAGAACAAAAAUCAAAAUGCUUGGCAGCAAUUUCAAACUACCAAAGGAAAAUCCAAAAAACAGCAAGUGGGGUUUUUCACGGGGCGCAAAAGGGAGAGUAUAUUCAAAACUCCUGACGAUCCUAAGGGGAAGGUAGGUGUUACAGGCAGUGGGAAGGGGACUACUGAAUUUCACAAACGUGAGAAGCAUUUGCACUUGAAGCUUGGUGUAGAUAGAGACGAUUAUGUAUAAUUAUGAUUUAUUUCUGUUUUAGGGGAUCUGAGUACUUAUGAAAACUAUGGACAUUUUGUUCUGAAAUCAUGGCCCAUCUCUUUGUUGUACUUGCUCGUCAUUUGUUUAAUAAAGAUAAACUCGCCUUUAAUGACCA